AUGCGGGCCUUUUCUCUGCUUGUCGGAUUUCUCACGACAUUGGUGAUUUUACCGUUCACCAAUGGUCUCAAACACAUCAAGACGUCCUCGCUUCUCACUUGCAUGGAAGACUCGCAAUUUUCUGCGUCGUUCUUCGAAGUCACUUUCUUCCCCGAUAAUAAGACCGCUGUGUUUGAUAUCGAUGCUACUACCACCAUUAGCGAAAAUGUCACUGCCAAGAUCGAAUUAAUCAUUUAUGGGCUAAACGUCCUCAACGAAGAGUUCAACUUAUGUGAUUUGGACCAAGCCUCCAUGUGUCCUCUAAGUGCAGGUAGAAUCGAGGUAAAAUCCACGUAUUCUUUGGAUGAGGAUAACGACAUGGUUGGUAACAUUCCAGGGGUCGCGUACACAGUUCCUGAUAUCGACGCACAAGUGCGUGUCAUCGUUUACUCAACAAACGAUACAAGUUUCGAAGAGCCACUAGCGUGUGUGCAAGCUGCUCUGUCCAAUGGUAAGACCGUUCAGACCAAAUAUGCUGCUUGGCCUAUCGCUGCGAUUUCAGGAUUGGGUGUUAUCACGUCAGCUAUCGUUUCAGUUAUUGGACAUUCCACCACAGCUGCUCAUAUUGCUUCUAACUCCAUCUCAUUGUUUGUGUACUUCCAAAAUUUGGCUAUCACUUCGAUGAUGGGUGUGGCGCGUGUCCCACCUAUCGCUGCCGCUUGGACCCAAAAUUUCCAAUGGUCCAUGGGUAUGAUUAAAGUGGGGUUCAUGCAAAAUAUAUUCGAUUGGUAUGUUACUGCUACUGGCGGUACCCCUGUUGUGGUCGUAGCAAACAAAGAUAUUCUAUCCAUCUCAGUGCAGAAAAGAGGAUUUACAACGCAGUUUAACGAUUUUGCGAAAAGAUCAUUAGACAGUUUAACCACUGGUCUUUACAAAAGAAUAUCUGCUGAUGAUGGGUACGAUUUCACUAAGUUGCUUUCCGAAAGUGAUUUAUACACUUCGGAUGAGAGAAACAUUGAUGACAUUUCUUCUAAAGUUAUUGUCUUUACUGGUAUUAAGCGUGUCGCGUACUUGGCCGGCAUUGAAUUGAGUAAUGUCUUUUUGACAGGUAUCGUCUUCACUCUUUUCUUUGUCUUCUGUAUGGUUAUCGGUAUGGCAGUCUUCAAAGCUGUCAUCGAAUUGCUAAUGAGAGCAGGAUACAUGAAACAGACUUCAAAAUUUUACGAAUAUAGAAGAUCCUGGGCCAGUAUUAUCAAAGGUACCUUGUUCAGAAUCUGCAUCAUUGCCUUCCCACAGGUUUCCAUUCUAUCCAUAUGGGAAUUCACUCAAAUUGAUUCCGUCGCUGUGGUUAUUGCCGCUGUCGUCAUACUUAUUGUUGUCUCAGGAUUACUAUUGUAUGGCGUCGUGAGGGUGAUCAUAAGAGGGAGAGAAUCUACACGUUUAUACAAAACCCCAGCAUACAUGCUCUAUGGUGAUGCUCCGUUCUUGAAUAGAUUCGGUUUCUUGUACGUUCAAUUCAAGGCUGAAAUGUACUGGUGGUUGAUGCCAUUAUUAGCAUACAUGUUCUUCAGAUCUUUGUUUGUUGCCGUACUUCAAGAACACGGGAAACCUCAAGCAAUGAUCAUUUUCGUUAUAGAAUUGGCAUAUUUCAUUGCAUUAUGUUGGUUAAGACCUUACUUGGAUAAACGUACCAAUGCGUUCAAUAUCGUGAUUCAUGCGGUCAACUUGUUCAAUUCUAUCUUAUUUUUAUUCUUCUCGAACUUGUUCAGACAACCUACUGUGGUUUCCAGUGUUAUGGCAGUCAUACUAUUUGUCGUGAACGCUAUUUUUGCACUAUUCCUCAUGAUCUUCACUAUUGUUACGUGUGUGUUGGCCUUGGUUCACAAGAACCCAGAUGCUCGUUACCAACCAAUGAAGGAUGAUCGUGUUUCUUUCAUUCCAAAGGUUCAAACAAAGGGUGAAACAGGAGAAUUGUUCGAUUUGGGUAGAGCUGCUAUGCACACUAACGAACCACCUUUAAAAGACGAAUUUGAAAUGAAACAAUCAAAUAAUUCUGCAAGAUUAUUGUUUGAUGAAGAUAUCGACGACUCUAAUACCACAUACGAUACUUCAUCUCGUAUUAGAAGAUUUGACUCUUCGAGCGGAAACGAACCAUUGCAGCCAAGUUCUGCCGUCAUGGGGGACAAUACCACGAGUUAUAACCGUGUUCCAACAGCUCCAAGCACUACAAAUUUAAGGAAACCGGAAAACUCCUUCUCUGCUAACACACAAUAUCAAGGUUUCUCUGGUAGCAACCCAUAUUUGAACGAAAACCCAAGCUACAACAGUUUUACCAGACAAACGAAUAAUAAAUCUGACAAUGUACCGUAUUUGUAA
Messenger RNA from Kluyveromyces lactis, 2355 nucleotides. RefSeq names its product flavin adenine dinucleotide transporter FLC2 (gene FLC2). The record is from RefSeq and is a predicted model, not a curated record. Bases 1 to 2355 code for a protein of 784 amino acids. Gene Ontology annotation, biological process: fungal-type cell wall biogenesis; transmembrane transport. The transcript has a single exon. Lineage: Eukaryota; Fungi; Ascomycota; Saccharomycetes; Saccharomycetales; Saccharomycetaceae.